Molecule: messenger RNA, 1641 nt
Organism: Nicotiana tabacum (common tobacco)
Lineage: Eukaryota; Viridiplantae; Streptophyta; Magnoliopsida; Solanales; Solanaceae
Source: RefSeq, a predicted model, not a curated record
AUGGCACUGGGUGCCGACCAUGCCUCUUCAGGUUUGGGGCGUGAUAGGAAUGGUAGGCCAAAUGCAGAAUGCAUCUUCAAGAGGCUGGAUAGGAUCUUUGUCAAUCUUCCUUUCCAGAAUCUCUUCCCAAAUAUUAAGGUGGAGAACCUUAUAAGGACUAGCUCUGAUCAUGCCCCAUUUAUUGAUGAGUUGUGGGGAAGAGGCUAUGUAAAGUUGAAAAGAGUGAAAACUGCCCUAUCUCAAUGGAGUAAACUUACAUUUGGAGAUAUCUUCAAGCAGCUAGCUAUUAGGGAGGAUAUUUCCAGGGUUGAUGAGAUGCUAUUUGAAGAUGAGCCAACUAUUGAGAAUAUGAUUGUGCUUCAACAGGUACAAGCUGAAUUAAAGAAGUAUCUUAGCAUUGAAGAGCAGUACUGGAAACAAAAGGCAGGAAUGAAUUGGUUUGCUGGAGGUGAUAGAAAUACAAGAUUCUUUCACACUCAUGUGAAUGGCAAGAGGCAGAAACUGCAGCUCAAAAUAAUUCAGAAUGGUGAUGGUGAUUGGCUUGAAUCCGAAGAUCUUAUGGCUAAUGCUGCAAAUCUGGAAGUGUGUAAGUUUCCUACAAUAGAAGAAGUCAAGGGUGAAGUAUUUGCAUUGAGUGGGGAUAGUGCAAGUAGACCUGAUGGCUUUAUUGGGUUGUUCUAUAAACACUGCUGGGACAUUGUGGGAGAAGACAUCUUCAAGCUGCUGCAAGAGUUCUAUGGAGGGGCAUCAUUGACAAAAUCCAUAACACAUACUAACCUUGUGUUGCUGCCUAAGAAACCACAAGUGCAAACAUUCUCAAACUUAAGGCCUAUAAGUCUAAGUAACUUCAUCAACAAGGAGAUUGUCACUGAUAUAAGAUUGAGAGGGAAGCCAUCUAAUGUGGUGAUCAAGCUUGAUAUGGCAAAUGCAUAUGAUAGGGUGUCUUGGAAAUACCUACUGCAUGUGUUGCGGAAAAUGGGUAGAUGGGUGAAACAAGGUGAUCCUUUGUCUCCAGCAUUGUUAAUUCUGUCUGCAAAGGUGCUAUCAAGAUCAUUGAAUAAACUGUUUGAAGACAAGAGAUUUAUAAGAUUUGGAAUGCCAAAGUGGACUGAUCCAUUAAACCACUUGGCUUAUGCUGAUGAUACAAUAAUUUUUGCUUCUGCUGACCCUUACUCUUUAGGGAAAGUGGUUGAAGUGCUCACACUGUAUGAACAAACUUCUGGCCAGCUGAUCAACAAGACAAAGAGUUCUUACUAUAUGCAUACAAAGGUGGCAAAGAACUUAGUUGAUUCUGUUGGUGGUAUAACUGGAUUUCAAAAAGGCAAGUUCCCAUUUACUUACCUAGGGUGUCCAAUCCUUUACACAAGGAGGAGGAAGGAUUAUUAUAAUGAUCUCAUUAAGAAAGUGAAGGCAAAACUACACUUUUGGAAAGGGAAACUACUGUCUUUUGGAGGCAAAGCUACUCUUAUAACUAGUGUGCUUCAAAGUUUACCUACUCGCAUCCCGUCAGUCUUGGAUCUUCCUGAUAAUGUUCUUGAAUAUUUGCACAAGAUGUUUGAUACAUUCUUUUGGAGUACUAAGGAAGAAGGCAGAAGUAGGCACUGGACCAAGUGGCUAAAUUUGUGUCUCCCUAAGGAGUAA